CUUAGUGGAAAAAAACUUGUUAACCAUCUUCCAAAACUAUCAAAAAUGUGUUCAAUGUUUUCCCAUACCAUCCCACAUCUUCAACAAAAGUGCCCGGUGGCCGCUCAAAGAAAGUGAAUCAAACCUGUCCUAAGCACGUUAUUCUUUUACGAUCCGAAAACAACAACUUUUCGCGAUGGUUCGUGUCCGAGAUGUGCUUUCUUAUUUUUGCUAUAACCGAAGAAGACUGGUUCUGUUCUAAACCCUAAACCCUAUUCAAAUUGAAUAGAGCUUCAACAAGUAGCAACAACACAGACAUAGACAAUAACAUAGUCUAUUCACUACCAUUACUGUUCCUAUGACCAAACUCACCACUUCUCAUUUCCUCAAAUCACUUCCCACUCUCUCCUUCCUCAGACUCACCUCUUCUCUCUCCCAACCAUCCAACCAUCAUCCCAAACCCGACAACCCUGUCGCAAAACCCACCCUCGCAACCGAACUCGCCUCAUUAAUCCAACACCACUCUCCUCCCGCCAAAACCACCAACCCUAAACCCGAAACCCGCAUGCAACUCAAACGCUUCCUGGAGCUCCGAAUCAAAAAACGGGUCAAAUCACACCUCUCCCACGAAGACGGCAAGUUCCACAACUUAAUCCAAAACGUCGUUUCAAAUCCCCAAACCCUCAACGACGCUUACAACAUCAUCAAAAUCAACUCCAACAUCAUCCCUAACCACCCCGUAACCGUUUCCGCAAAACCCGCCGCAGAUAACGGAAACAGUUAUUUCCUCGAUGACGUGGCACAUCACCUUAACGAAGGCAGCUUCGAAGCGAGUGCGAAUACUAUCCACCCCGUAACCGUUUCCGCAAAAUCCGGCGUAGAUAACAACGGAAACGGUUAUUUCAUCGAUGACGUGGCACAACAGCUUUACGAAGGUAGCUUUGACGCGAGUGCGAAUACGUAUAGAAUCUCCACAAGGAAGAAGAAGAAAUCAGAAUCGAAAGAAGAUGAGGAUUUGUUGACGUUGAUUCUUCCGAAUUUGAAGCUGAGAGUUGUUCAGGAAGCGUUGAGGAUUGUUUUGGAAGUGAUCUUCAAGCCGAAUUUCUCGAGGAUAUCGCACGGUUGUCGGAGCGGUAAGGGACGUGCGGCGGCGUUGAAGUAUAUAUGUAAAGGUGUAGUGAGGCCUGAUUGGUGGUUCACUUUGCUUGUGAGUAAGAAAUUUGAUGGUUUAUUGAUGGAGAAGUUGGUUUGCGUGAUGGAGGAUAAGAUAGAGGAUUGUUGUUUGUUUGAUUUGAUUCGGAGUAUGUUUGAUGCUAGGGUUUUGAAUUUUGAGUUUGGUGGGUUUCCUAAGGGAGAUGGUUUGCCGCAAGAAGGGGUUUUGUCGCCGAUUUUGAUGAAUAUUUAUCUUGAUAUGUUUGAUAGUGAGUUUCAUAGGUUGGCGAUGAAAUACGAAGGUGUACGCGGUGGAGAGGUUGUUGAUGGAGAUAAGCCGUCGUCUGCGUUGCGUGGUUGGUUCAGGAGUCAGUUGAAUGGAAAUGGUAGUGAUAAUGGUAAUGUUGGUGUUGUUGAGAGUUCCGGUGUUAAAGUUUACUGCGUUAGGUUUAUGGAUGAGAUUUUUUUCGCGGUUUCUGGUUCUAGGGAUUGUGCGGUAAGUUUUAAGUCUGAGAUUGAGAGUUAUUUGAAAGAAUCUUUGAUGUUGGAUGUUGGGGAUGGAACUGAUGUGCUGCCUUGUAUAGGUUCUAGGGGUGUUCGGUUUUUGGGGACAUUGGUAAAGAGGAAUGUUGAAGAGAGUAAUGCUGUGAAAGCUGUUCACAAGAUGAAAGAUAAAGUUGAGUUGUUUGCUUUGCAGAAGCUCGAGAGUUGGAAUUACGGGACGGCGAGAAUAGGGAAGAAAUGGUUGGGUCAUGGUUUGAAGAAAGUAAAGGAAUCAGAGAUCAAACAUUUAGCUGAUAGUACGUCUCUCCUUAGUAAGGUUUCCCGUUUCCGAAAGCCCGGGAUGGAAACCGAUCAUUGGUAUAAGCACUUGUUGAAGAUAUGGAUGCAGGAUGUUCAAGUGAAAAAUGCCAAAAGUGAAGAAAAUGUCUUGUCUAAGUUCGUUGGAGAGCCGGCUCUUCCGCAAGAGCUAACUGAUUCCUUUUACGAGUUUAUGAAACAGACAGAGAAAUAUAUAUCUGCUGAGGCAGAUUCUAUUCUCAAGCUUUUGCCGAAUAAUAACAGUUCAGAAGAAAAGGUGAUUGCUAAAACCGAGAUCAUUGCUCCUGUCUAUGCCAUAAAAAAGCGUCUCGAGAGAUAUGGAUUGACUACACCAGAUGGAUUCCCGCGGUCUGCUAAUUUGCUAGUCAUGCUCGAUACAAGUGAAAUUAUUGACUGGUUUUCUGGGAUUGCUUGCCGCUGGCUGAAAUGGUACGAGAAUUGCGCUAACUUUAAUGAAGUAAAGCUUUUGAUAUCGGAUCAAGUUAGGAAAUCAUGCAUUCGUACUUUAGCAACAAAGUAUCGGAUACAUGAAACCGAGAUAGAAAAGAAGUUUGAUGAAGAACUUAGCAAGCUUCCACAAACACUAGACACGGAGAAGGAGACGAUGAAUGAAGAACUGGGUGUUCAAGUUUUUGACAACGACGAGGCGUUACUGUAUGGACUAGCGUAUAGCGGUUUGUGUUUGUUGUCUCUGGCAAGAAUUGUGACCGAAGCAAGACCGUGUAAUUGUUUUGUAAUAGGGUGUUCAGCUCCCGCACCAAGAGUCUAUACUCUUCAUGUAAUGGAAAGACAAAAGUCUCCAAGCUGGAAAACUGGGUUUUCGACUUGCAUUCAUCCAAGCUUAAAUAAACGGCGACUAGGGUUGUGUAAGCAACAUUUGAAGGAUUUGUAUAUUGGUCAUAUAUCACUUCAAUCCAUUGACUUUGGUGCAUGGAAGUGAGUAUCUUCAGUUUUAUAAUCAGAAACUUUAUCGGAAUGUUUGGUUUGAACUUUGGUCAUCGAGUAUUACUUCAUUUAGUGCAUGUUGGAUUUGCAGUGUUUGGCAGAAUCCUAGUGAACCACUGAUUUUGCAAAAACUACAAUUUAGAGUUUCAAUGAAAUCAUGGUUCCGCGGUAAAAUCCAAACAUGCGACGACGAUUCUGUUGGAAGUGAGUUGCAUUGUUGAGUGUAAGUCUCAGUCCCCAAGUCAAGCGAAACAACUACAAAUUGCUCAACUGUAAAUAGCCAACCAGUUAAGAGUGCCUUUGAAAAUCUAAAAAUCACACUAUCAUACCAAGAGUGCCCUACUCCGACAUAGUACAAAUGAAGAGGGACUAUUGGGAAAUUUUCAACAUUUCUCCAAACAUUUUGAACUAUUCAAUUUCUUUGUUAUUGUAGUAGGUGUUAUGGUCAGAUUAUAUGAUCAAUGCUCUUAGCUUGGCCUCAUGCAAUGCCACAUUGGCACCAAGUUGAAUGAAGAACUGCAUGAUAUGGUUAAAGAAGAAGGUUUAAUA
Lathyrus oleraceus (garden pea) is the source of this 3447-nucleotide messenger RNA. Its product is annotated as nuclear intron maturase 4, mitochondrial. Gene Ontology annotation, molecular function: RNA-directed DNA polymerase activity. Lineage: Eukaryota; Viridiplantae; Streptophyta; Magnoliopsida; Fabales; Fabaceae. Gene Ontology annotation, cellular component: mitochondrion. The transcript has a single exon. The coding region runs from base 338 to 2893 and encodes 851 amino acids. The record is from RefSeq and is a predicted model, not a curated record. Gene Ontology annotation, biological process: homing of group II introns; mitochondrial mRNA processing.